Molecule: messenger RNA, 1422 nt
Organism: Beta vulgaris subsp. vulgaris (sugar beet)
Lineage: Eukaryota; Viridiplantae; Streptophyta; Magnoliopsida; Caryophyllales; Amaranthaceae
Product: arogenate dehydratase/prephenate dehydratase 2, chloroplastic
Exons: 10
Coding region: 452-1192 (246 amino acids)
Biological process (GO): L-phenylalanine biosynthetic process
Cellular component (GO): chloroplast; cytoplasm
Molecular function (GO): prephenate dehydratase activity; arogenate dehydratase activity; chorismate mutase activity
Source: RefSeq, a predicted model, not a curated record
UGCACUCCUUUUGAAUUUUUUUUUUUUUCAUUUUGUUGGUAAAAACCUCUUUUAUUUAUCGGUUAUAGUUUACGUGUUGAUUUAGGAAAAUUUACUUUUUAUUUUUUUAGGAAUUUAGGAAAUUUACUUUAAACGUUACUUAAACGGGACUCAUUCCUCCUGCAUUUGAUUCUUGAAUUUAUUCACGUUUAUUGGGCAUUUUCCAAUAGGCAUUGUCAUUUGUUGAUUUUGCUAUUAUUUUUACCAUUGUAUUUUCAGCUCCUCCGUCCUCGCCUAACGAUGAAUUAUAUGCCUGAGUCGCCUGAGUCGUCGGCGGUGUCAGAAGUUCCGCAGCUUCGUGUUGCAUAUCAGGUAUACAGGGAGUUCCUGGUGCAUAUAGUGAACUUGCUGCCAAAAGGGUGUAUCCAAGUUGUGAACCUGUCCCUUGUGAGCAAUUUGAGACUACUUUUGAAUGUUGCAGGCUGUUGACAAGGGGCUUGUUGACCGAGCAGUUUUACCUGUUGAGAACUCCCUUGGGGGUAGUAUUCACAGGAAUUAUGAUCUUCUCUUGCGGCAUAAGCUUUAUAUAGUCGGUGAAGUAAAAGUUGUUAUUCGGCAUUGCUUAUUAGCUAACCAUAGUGUGAAAUUUGAAGACCUGAAACGUGUGUUAAGCCAUCCGCAGGCUCUUGCUCAGUGUGAGAAUACAUUGGCCAGAUUGGGAUUAGAUAGAGGUGUUGCUGAUGACACUGCUGGUUCAGCACAAUAUAUCGCGAAGUACCAGCUCAAAGACACAGGUGCCCUUGCCAGUGCCAGUGCUGCAAAAAUCUAUGGACUGAAUAUACUAGUUGAAGACAUUCAGGAUAAUUGUUAUAAUAUCACUCGAUUCAUGAUACUGGCAAGGAAGCCAAUAGCUCCAUUAACUGGUAGGCCAUUCAAGACAAGCAUUGUUUUUGCACUGGAUGAGGGACCUGGGGCACUUGUCAAAGCACUUGGUGUAUUUUCUUUGAGGCAAAUCAAUAUCACAAAGAUCGAAAGUCGUCCAAAUAGAGAUAUCAAAAGUGGAUCACUGGAGAGCUUCAACUAUCUUUUCUAUUUGGAUUUUGAAGCAUCAAUGGCUGAUAAUGUUACACAGAAUGCGAUCAAAGAUCUUGAGGAGUUUACUUCAUUGCUGAGGGUUUUCGGCAGUUAUCCAUCAGCGGAUAGCAUGACAUAAUAAUAUUGACGACUUGUAAAUUAUUUCAUUUCCCCAUUAUAUUGGGUACCAGUUUCUCCUAAUUGAGAGAACUCGUUUUUAAAUGCUUUUAUUGAUUUAAACUUGUAUGUGUUGGUGUAAUUCCCUUACCUCUCCCAUUGAUUUAAUUCAAUAUCAUGUGAAAAGGCUAGGCAACAUGUAAAAUGCAAACAUUAGUGUAUGGAAAUAAUGGCCGAUCUGUUGAGACUUGA